This is a messenger RNA of Solanum pennellii, 3059 nucleotides long. RefSeq names its product lipase-like. Lineage: Eukaryota; Viridiplantae; Streptophyta; Magnoliopsida; Solanales; Solanaceae. Bases 1781 to 2818 code for a protein of 345 amino acids. The record is from RefSeq and is a predicted model, not a curated record. Gene Ontology annotation, biological process: lipid metabolic process. The transcript is spliced from 13 exons.
UUAUUUUAAAAUAUAAAACGAAAUAUUUGGACGCUAAUUCCGUAUCGGAGUCACAAUCGGUCUAUGUACGCCACCGCACGGCGGCGUUUUCUCACGGUGACCUGUAGAUGUCCAGUACCGUCACGAAAGUAUUAAUCCAUAGUCAAACCCAAUUUCACCUUCUUUUAAGCCAAAAAUCUUUGACUCUUCUCCAUUCUACGUUUUAUCCUUUUCCAUAAAUUCUGCAUUCAUCGCCGGUUGACAUUGCUCGCCGUCGCCGGUGCUCACAAAGAACAAUAAAAAAUUCAAUAGGAUAACGGAGCUCCUAGUUAAGCAUCUUCAAGUUUCCAGGUUAUGGACGGAAAAAAUUGGUUAAAGGUGGUUAUUUUUCUAUGCUUAAUUGCGGUUUCAACUGGUAGAGUGUUCACAAUAUGGUCUCCCUCUAUGAUUUGAAGAAGUAGAUGAGUAAUUCGUCUGGAAAUUCUGGCCUUUUGGAUUACCAGAAGUGCCUGAAGUACUUGAAGAAGUAGCCACAAGAGAACUAGUUUCAGCAAAGGAUUGAUUGUUUGUCUUAAACUCUCUUUGUUUCUCCUCUUGUAUCAACAGGGCAAAAGCUUGUGCCACAGAUGGCAUUGGAUUCAUCAUCAAAAUGUUCCCUCUAAUCGUUGUAUAGACCUCAUUAAGACCUAUAAGAAACUGAAUUAAUCGUCUAUCCUGUUCAACCUUGUGCAUCAUAUCCUUUGCUCCACAGCUACAUGUACAAUUGCAGUGAGUUUUGAUGCAUAAACCACUCAGUUCUUCCCAAAGUUUCUUCAUCUUGGUGUAGUUCGAUAACCAAUUCCAUCGAAAACAACUGGUACAAGAGGUGCACCUGGAUUGUCUGAUGGAUGUAGAUACAGCACACUUCCUAUCUCAAUUCCCUUAGUUACUUCCAGAUUAGUUACUUCUACCAUUGUAGUGCAACAAAAUCAAUCAAAAGAAGGGAUGAAAAUGUGUAAGAAUGCAACAGAAAACAGCUGAAAUCAGAAUGAACACAGGUAAACUUGAUAGAUUCAAUCUUCACAAGAGGAACAGAGAUGAAAAACAAACAGAGAGAUUCGAGAUCUUCACAACUUGAACAGAGACGAAGACAAGCAGAAGUGAUCGAACGAAAGCUCUGAUACCAUGUUGAAGCUCAAAGUUAUGAUAAACCACCAUUAAUGGUGGCUGCAACUGAAUACAAAGCUGAGGAUAGAGAGAACCAUUUCUCAGAUUGAAAGAGAAGAGGAAAAAAGUGUGAUGAACUACAAGUAGUAGUCAUACUUAUACAAUUGAAGAUUGAAGGAAAAAAUAACUAACACUAACAGAACUUCAACAGAAAAUUAACUAACUAAACAAAGCUGUUAACUAUAACGGAAAGCUAACUAACUAUAACUAACUCCUUCAUAAUCUUAUCUCUUAUCAACUUCAACAACUUGGAUGAUUAGCUAUGACAUUAAUGUGGCUAGUUUCUUUACUUCAAACAUAUUUCAACUAGACGAUAAAAUUGUCUCUAUGCUAUGUAUAGUAUGCUUUAUUGGAAGGUUUUGCAAUUUAAAAAAUUUAGCAUGUUUCAGAAUGUUUUUACAUUGAAAUUCUUGUAUCUGGAAAGUUAUAACUGGACUACUGUUAACUUUAUAUAUACAACUAUUUUUCUAAAGUAUCCUAAGAAAACAAAAAAAAUAAAUUGGUAUAUGAUUCAUUUCAUAUUGAACAUGUUAAAGUUUAACUCUUGUGUUAAACUCAAACUAGGACACUUUUGAGAUGGAGGAUUGAGGUAGGCAUGGUGGAGCUGUUAGAGUGGAUUAUGCAAACACUGAUAGAAUUCAAAGUGAAGGCCAAGAACAAGCAUCAUGCAGCUAUCUACAACCACACCCUUGCCACCAUAUUAGUGGAAUAUGCUUCAGCAGUCUAUGUGUCCGAUUUGACAGAAUUAUUUGCCUGGACUUGCUCAAGAUGUAAUGGUUUAACCAAGGGAUUUCAAAUUCUAGAGCUCAUUGUUGAUGUGCAACGAUGCCUUCAGGCAUAUGUAGGUGUGGCUCAGGAUCUUAAUGCCAUUGUUAUUGCAUUCAGAGGCACUCAUGGAAGCAGCCUACAGAAUUGGAUUGAAGAUCUAUACUGGAAGCAGCUUGAUAUAUCUUAUCCAGGAAUGGAAGAUGCAAUGGUGCAUCAUGGAUUUUAUUCUGCUUAUCAUAACACGUCAUUGCGUCCAGGAGUGCUAACUGCUGUUAAAAGUGCGAAAGAUUUCUAUGGAGAUAUUCCAAUUAUGGUGACUGGACACUCAAUGGGAGGGGCUAUGGCUGCUUUCUGUGGUCUGGAUCUCACCGUGCAUCUUGGAUGCCAGAAUGUUUCGGUUAUGACAUUUGGACAACCACGAAUUGGUAAUGCUGCAUUUGUGUCCUACUACAGAGAACGGGUCCCCAAUACAAUUCGUGUUACAAAUCGUCAUGAUAUUGUGCCUCAUUUGCCCCCUUACUAUCAAUACUUCCCUCACAAAACUUAUCGCCAUUUCCCUAGAGAGGUCUGGCUUUAUGAUCUUGGCUUUGGAAGUUUAGUUUAUACAGUUGAAAAGGUCUGCGAUAAUUCUGGGGAGGAUCCUUCUUGCAGCAGGUCGGUGAAAGGCAACAGUGUUAAGGAUCAUCUGAGAUAUUUUGGUGUAAAAUUAUCAUGUGAUGUAUCAGCGGGGUGCAGAAUUGUGAUGGGUAAUGGUCUAGCAUCGUAUCACACAACAGACAACGACGGAAAUAUCAUCUUCUCCAGAAAUAUAUCUUCUGUUUUGAGAAUGAAUGUGGAGUCUAGUGAGGAAGGGAAAUCAUUAUAGAGAUUAUUUGGAUUACCAUUUGACUCUCCAAAAUUUGGCAGAGCUGAAGCAGAGUUUCCCACUCAAGGUAAAUGUAUAGAGCUAGUCAAAGUGUGCCAGUUGUGUCCUGUUGCUUGUGUAUAUAGUUCCUUCUAAUUUAACUUUGUUUUUGUUAUCGUUUUUUACAUCUUAUCCAUGUAAAUAAAAAGAGAUUAAAGUAUUGACUUUAUCAUAUAUGAUUAAUAUUCUGUAAAUUCGUAAA